CAUAAAAAAGCGAUACAGCUAUAUAUUUAAUUGAUGUAUAAAAAAUCGGUGAAAAAUCAGUUUUUAAAUAUUUAUGGAAAAGCGCGUACAAACAUAAAAAAAGAGACAAAUGUUUUAACAUAAACGAAAUGUGAUGGCAUCCUUAGGUAGCUAUGAAAAUGAAUCAAAUGCCAAACAUACCAUUUCUACCUCUAUCGGAGGCCGUUGUGAAGAUCCCAGUUGCUUUGCGAGUAAAUUAACUUCACCGCUACCAAAGCGAAGGUCUGCCCAGUUUUUUUCAGCUCCAGCUGUGGUGGAAAAGCCGGUAUUAGUGAGGGGGCUUACAUCUGCUUUUCAAGUACACGGUAGCUCGGCUAAAUUCGCUGAUUUAAAAAAUCCGAACGAUGAUGAUUCUGCUAAAACUAUUUAUCGAGUUGUACCUAAUACUCAUGUGCAUGUAGUUAACUACGUGGUAGUAGACACCGACGAAGAAGAUUUAAGUAAGAUUAGUAAUGCUGACCCAAGUACUAUACAGAAAUUGGUCGCAAUACAAAAAGACAGUGCCGCGGAAACGUUAAAGAAAUUAAUGAACGCACCAAAAGUUUCGAAAACUUUGGCUUCUACAAAUCUAUCGAUCGGAUCAACGGUAAGCGUUUCGGCCAUGCAGACGACUUUGCAUUCUUCGACUUCGACUACACAAAAUCCUGUAAACUCCACAAUUUUGUCUAUGCAAAAUACGUUAAAUUCAUCCCCUUUGCCUGUCCAAAACACUUUAACAGCGUCAGCCUUGCCUAUGCAAGGCUCAUUAAAUUCUGCAACUUUGCCAAUGCAAAAUACAAUAAAUUCAUCCGUUUUGCCUAUGCAAGGCUCAAUAAAUUCUUCAACUUUGCCAAUGCAAAGUACAUUAAAUUCAUGCGUUUUGCCUAUGCAAAAUACAUUAAAUUCAUCCACUUUGCCCAUGCAAAGCACAUUAAACGCUGCAACUUUGUCGCUGCAAACUCUUUUAAAUUCCUCAACUUUGCCUAUGCAAAACCAUUUGAAUUCCUCUACUAUGCCAAUGCAAAAUUCUCAAAAUGUUUCGACUUUGCCCAUGCAAAGUUCCUUAAGUUCAUCAGCUGUGUCGAUACAAAAUCCCCUUCAUUCUUCAUAUUCACCUGUGUUAACUACGAUUUGUAAUAAGAAUUUUCAAAGUCUGUCGAAUUAUCCCUUGGCUCCAGUAAGCAGUACAAUGUCCACUUUAAAUAAUAAUUCAACCUCAAUAAGCUUACCGCUACGAAUGCAUCCAAAUUUAAAAAUAACCGCAGUGGCGAGCGCAGAAAAUAUGCCGCCUCUGGCGUCCAUCACUACACCGAGUACGCCUGCCAUCCCAUCAUCUAUAGUUUCGUCAAAUAUAAUCCCGUCAACUUUGGCCGGUUUAUUAAACACAUCGCCUAUGCCUCUUCCUAAUGUAUCCCCGCUAACGACAAUGACUACGCCUUUGCCGCCACAACCGCAACCGAUAACUGCCAUUACUGCAGAUGCUCCGAGGAAGCCGGUUUUCGAUCAAAUGCAAGCAGAACUUCAAGAACUUAGACGCACUGUAGCUCUGUUAGCUGAAGCUCAGGCCAGCAGUCAACUACAACAACAGACGACCGUGCAACGUUCUACAAAAAAAUCCCGAACAAAUACUACCAAUAAUGUCGCCUCGUAAGCCAUCAUAUUUUGAAACGUGUAUACCAAAAAAGUGAAGGGUGCCUAAGAAUUCUUUGCUUCAUAACCGUUGCAGACGUCACCAAAAUCUGCUGAAAUGGAUGCGACCGGUUAUGAUAUAUUUGCUAUUUUGAUGACAUAGCUUUAAAAGGAAAAUACUGUAUUUUUCUCUAUAUUCAUCUUAUAAAUUAUAUUUUAUGCAAAAAUUUAGAGGG
Glossina fuscipes is the source of this 1883-nucleotide messenger RNA. RefSeq lists its product as uncharacterized. The record is from RefSeq and is a predicted model, not a curated record. Bases 134 to 1669 code for a protein of 511 amino acids. The transcript has a single exon. Lineage: Eukaryota; Metazoa; Arthropoda; Insecta; Diptera; Glossinidae.